Molecule: messenger RNA, 2995 nt
Organism: Arachis stenosperma
Lineage: Eukaryota; Viridiplantae; Streptophyta; Magnoliopsida; Fabales; Fabaceae
Product: polyadenylate-binding protein 2-like
Exons: 2
Coding region: 416-967 (183 amino acids)
Source: RefSeq, a predicted model, not a curated record
UUACUUUUCUGUUUACCACAUGAUGCGUUUAAUUCUUUUUGGUACUUUGUGCUAAGGAAAAAUAAUAGAAGGAGAUCACAUGGGUUAUUACUCACACCCAAUGAGUGAUUCUUAUUAUUGUGGAUGGAGGAACUACCCGAAUUUUGGUUGACAAAGUCAAAACUAAAGAAACUUCAGUGCUCCAUGUUCCAACUAUCAAGAACCACCAUCUCCAUAUUCAUACCAAGAACCACCACUUCUCUAUCCAUAUCAAGAACCAUCAUCUUUCUACCUAUAUCAAGAGCCACCAUCUCCCUAUUCAUACCAAGAACCAUCCUCUUUUUACUCUUAUCAAGAAUCAUCAUCUCCUUCUUAUUCAUAUCAAGAGCCACCAUCUCCUUAUUCACAUCAAGAACCAUCAGCUCUUGAGUUUCUCAUGAAAGAAUUCAUACAUGAUAUAAGGACGAGUGUCAAAAAUGUAGAGAAAUAUGUGCAUUUGAUUAUCAAGCCCCAGGAAGAGGAACAAGCAAAUUCGUUCCCAAGAGAUAUAAUGCAAGAUCCUAUGGAAGAAAGUGAGGAAAUCAAUCAAAGGAGUUCAUACUCCAGUCAAUUAGAGAACUUUCCACCCUCACACAUGGAAGAAGAGGAAGAUGCAAAAACAAAGGAGGAAGAUGCACCAACAAAGAAGGAAUAUGCACAAACAAAGGAGGUUGUAAGGGAUGAAAAUAAUUAUAAGAAUCUACACUGCAAUGAAGCAGAGAGUGGCAUAGAAGGUGAGUCUAUCGAACCACCAAUUCAAGAAAUUUUUGAUGAAGGGUACACACUAACCAUCACACAACACCCAAAUUUUGAAAUCAAAGAAGUGAAAGCAACCAAGGAAAGCACUGAAAAGGGAAUUGUGACCAAGAAACAGAAGAAAAUAUCCAUGAAAAAGAGAAGUUCAGAAAAAAAUAAUCCAACCUCUACACCAACAAGCAAGAGUGAUUAGAACAGGAACAGGAGCAAUUAAAAGAAAUUUUUGAUACCCUGGAGUUUUUCUUUGUUUGGGGACAAGCAAACUUUUAAGUUUGGUGUUGGAGGAGCACAACCGGAGGAAUGAGAUGGCCACCAGCAUAACUGAGGUGGUUGAGUUGCUUUCAUUCUAUUUUCCCUUUUGUUCUUAUUUUGUUGUCUUCUAUUUUCUGUUGCUUUGAUUCCCUACAUGAUCUUUAGUACUUUCAGUUCUUAGAUUUAGUUUCAUUCUGUUCUUUGCUUUUAGUUUAAUAAUUCAAAAAAUAAAAAAUAAUUGUCUCAUGUACCACUCACUAAGCUUGAAUUUAAAAAGAAAAGAAAAGAAGUGAUGUAUUGGAUGAGAAAUUGAGUUUAUAUUUAAGAGUAGUCUUAUUUACUUAAAUGUGGUGGUGUUAUUUGUGAUUUUGAAUGCAUAAUAUGAACAGUGCAUAUUUGAAUUUGAAUCAAAGAAUGUUAGUGCAUAAGGAAUAGGAAUUUAGAGAACUAUUAUAAAUUUUCUGAAUUAAACAAAAGCUUAAUCUUUGAAGCAAAAGAAAUAGCAAAAGAAAAAUAAAAGCAAAGUCCAAGGCUCAAAGUAUCAAUGACUAGGGAGGUCUGACAUGAUUAAAAGCUCAAAGAGUUAUUUCCCUAGUCAUAUGCUUGUGGUAUUCUUGUAUCAAGCAAUCCUUGAGACAGAAUAUUUAGAGUCGAGGCCAAAUACAUUUAGCAGAUUAUGCCAAAGGCUUUGAGCACCACUGUCUGAGAGUAGCUGAAAGAAAAAUCAGAAUUUAAAGAGAGUUCCCCAGUUAAGUGCUUGUGGUGUUCUUGUGUCAACUAACCAUUGAGACGAAACAUUUAAAGUCAUGACAAGGCUCAAGGUGCAAAGCACCAAAAAAAAAGAGAAUUAAAGGAAAUUUGCUGUGUUCAAGGAUUAAACUGAAGUAUAAAGAUCAGAGAAUUCAUAAUUUAAUCCGGAUUCUAAUUCCGAAUGACAGUGACAUUCCUCUAAUUCAAAGGAGAGUGAGAUGCCAAAACUGUUCAAAAUCACAAUAGAUAAACCCCACUUUAAGAAGAUACAUGGGCAUAAUUGAACUCUCACUUCUCAUGCAAAUUCACAUCUUAAUUAUGUACUAAUUUUGGUUGCUUGAGGACAAGCAACAAGUCAAGUUUAGUGUUGUGAUGCGUGAGCAUCUUCUCUAUCUUUUUCUAGGAAAAAUUUGUAUUCAAAUUAUUGAGUUUAAUCAAGAUUUAAUUACCUUUAGCCACUAUCAAUGCUACUUUGAGUUGUUUGCAAUUUCUGUUUAUUUCAGGUAGCAUUCAGAUGGAUUUGACGGAGUUUUGUAGUAGAAAAGGAAGAAAGCGAAUGAUGCUGUCAAUCCCGACCUCCUUGCACUCAAAUAGAAAUAACUUGAGAUAGAGAAGUCCAAUUGACGUGAUUCCAGCAGUAUUGGAAAGCUAACUUUCAGAGCUUUCCAACGAUAAAUAAUAGUAUACCCUUUUCUUCCAUUUCGUACGGCCUCCUCCACGCUGAACUUGAGCUUUCUCAAGUUCAGCGCCAACAUGACAAUUCCAAGGGAAGCUGCACGCAUCAUUCCACGCUAAAAUUGGGUUAAUCCAAGUUCAGCGUGGACUCAAGAAGAGCAAAAGAGUAGCCACGGCCUCCUCCAUGCUGAACUUGGAAAUUUCCAAGUUCAGCGUGGACCUUAAUGAACCCAAUGGUCCCCACUCGUCCCAGGAUGCAUUACACGUGAAGCUUUGCAAAUUUUGAUUUAACUUUUAUUAUUAAAAUUAGGAAAAGAUAUUAUUUUAGUUUUAGGAAAUAUAUUUUACAUCAAUUAGAAUUAGAUAUAAAAGGGAAAAGAAUUAGCCCUUCGGGCUCUAAUCUCUUCUCUUCGACCUCAUUCCGCACUUUACAGUUUUUAUGAAUCCUAAUUUUCUCUCUGAACCAUGAGCAACUAAACCUCCACUGUUAAGGUUAGAAGCUCUGUCUAUUGUAUGGAUUGAUACUAUUAUUUUUCUAUUUUAA